Molecule: messenger RNA, 2559 nt
Organism: Cyphellophora europaea CBS 101466
Lineage: Eukaryota; Fungi; Ascomycota; Eurotiomycetes; Chaetothyriales; Cyphellophoraceae
Exons: 2
Coding region: 1-2559 (852 amino acids)
Biological process (GO): nuclear-transcribed mRNA catabolic process, deadenylation-dependent decay
Cellular component (GO): cytoplasm
Molecular function (GO): mRNA 3'-UTR binding
Source: RefSeq, a predicted model, not a curated record
AUGGCUUCCACCUUCGACCGCACCCUCUCGGUCCCCAAGUUCGACAAAUUCGAGAGCGGGAAGAGUGUUUGGGAUACUCAUCGUAGCAUCUGGCAAGACGAUGCAGCAGACACUGAUACUAGUCGCCGUAUGAAGGUCAUCCUCCCUUUUGGAAAACGAAACUCACACUCCCCAGCAACCUCCGUUAGGCAUAACUCUGCCUCAUCAAGCAAGUUCAGCAAGGCUGUGAAUGGCUCUGCACUGUCCACGAUUGACAACCCGAGAAAUUCUUCUGCCGAUUCGACUGCUUGGAACACCUCAAAUGGCCAUGCAGUGCAGAACCGUACCGAUAAUCCAUUCAUCUCCCCUACCAAACGCAAGCAAAGUGGUUGGCUCUUCGACAGCAAGACCUACGAUAUUGAGAACUCGUCCAGACUCCUCGCAGACAGUGCCCCCGAAUUUGAAUCCCUUGAUGGCUCCAAUCAUCACGAAAAGCUCGUGCCAGGUCGUUCGUUACGAUUUAGUGACGAGGCGGCUUCCUACGAUACUCGCUUCGCACCGUCUCUGCGCCCUACAGGUCCUUCUCAGCUGCCUGCACCGAACCGCAUGCUGGCCAACGGUGCCGUGCAAGGUACCCAGACGAACUUGCGAGGCAAUAACGGCCUCGCCAGCGUUCACGACUUCCGCCCGCGGAGCGAUGUUGGUCAGUCCAUGGAUACUUCCCCGUCUGCCAAUCGCGGUAUGGGGACGGGAUCGGCUCGCUCGAGCUCCAGUACCGUCUCGCCAACUACUUCACGAUUUGCUCGCCAAAUGAACGGCUAUCUGGACCGCACCGCUGGAAAUGUUGAUGAUACCGUUGAAGCUCUGCGUGGUCUUGGUUUCACUAAGGCCUCACCUGUGUAUGACAAGUUCGGCCAUAUGUAUGAUGGAGUACGCUCCAGCGUACAUCCUGACGAUGAUUUUAGCCAGCACAACACUGGAUACGACAAUGGCGCCUACUAUAGAGCGGGCUCUUACUACGAGCAGGAAUUCGUGGACUCUCAUAACGCCUCUACUUGGCCGUAUUGGAUCCCUAAUGACGGCAAGCUGCGCCCAGAAUACAUCUCCGAGUAUCGAAAUGUUCCCAACAGUCCCUACUAUUCGUCCUCAAUGACGCCUUCCUCUGGAAGCGACUCCAUUCGAAGUGCGCUGGCCAGCCGGAAUUCUCAGCACGAAAUGACUGUCACGAACCGCAAGCCGAGCAAUCAAGACACGUACUACCAGCCUGCGUAUAUGUCCGGCAACGUGAUCAUCCCUAAUGGGGCCAUCCCUCUGGAUAUGGCUGUCCGCAGCCAUGGCAUGCAGAUGAAUCCUCUUGCGACGCCGUACUAUGUGCCUGGCUACAUCUCGGGGCCAAGACACCCUUUUCCGCGCGAGGAUCAGCGCAGCGUUGUCCAGCGCAGUCCUCUCCUCGAGGAGUUUCGCAUGAACAAAUCGAACAAACGCUACGAUCUACGCGACAUUUUCGGGCACAUCGUCGAAUUCAGUGGGGACCAGCACGGAUCUAGAUUCAUCCAGCAAAAGCUCGAAACUGCCAACAGUGAUGAAAAAGAUCAGGUUUUCAAGGAGAUCCAGGCAGAAGCGAUGCAGCUGAUGACGGAUGUCUUUGGCAACUACGUGAUCCAGAAGAUAUUUGAGCAUGGCAAUCAGUCACAGAAGAAGAUCCUGGCAGACUACAUGAAGGGGCGCGUCGCGUAUUUGUCGAUGCAAAUGUACGGCUGCCGGGUGGUUCAAAAGGCUUUCGAGCACGUCCUGACCGAUCAGCAAGCUAGCAUGGUCAAGGAACUUGAUGGUCCCAACAAGCACGUACUCAAGGUUAUCCGCGACCAGAACGGCAACCAUGUCGUGCAAAAGGCAAUCGAGAGAGUUCCUGCGGAGCACAUCCAAUUUAUCAUUGAGGCUCACAAAGGAGAGGUGGUCAAGCUAGCUCAGCACACGUAUGGCUGUCGUGUCAUUCAGCGCAUCUUGGAACAUUGCACACCGGCCUCCAAGCGGGUCAUCCUCGAUGAGCUCCAUGGUUGCAUUGCGCCACUCAUCACAGACGCUUUUGGAAACUAUGUGGUGCAGCAUGUGGUCCAAAAUGGCGAGCCAGAUGACCGACGUCGUGUGGUGUCGAUCGUCUUGCAGCAGCUGCUGGUCUUCUCCAAGCACAAGUUCGCCAGCAAUGUCGUGGAGAAGUGUCUCGAGCACGCCGACGACGACCAACAAUCCAUGCUGUUCACGAGGCUGAUUCACCCCGAUGCAUCUGGCCAGACGCCCGUGUUUGGCUUGCUCCGCGAUCAAUAUGGCAAUUAUGUCAUCCAGAAAGUCUUCGGCAUGCUCGAAGGCCAACAACGCGCCAUGCUCGAGAGCGAGAUGCGCGCAUGCUUCUUGCAGCUCAAACGUACGAGCUAUGGCAAGCAAGUCAUCGCCAUCGAGAAGUUGUUGUAUGGCAAUACUCAGGAGGGUGGGCAUCCAAUCGGGAUGGUCAUGGCCAACGGCUCUCACUGCCACAGCUCGCAAAUGGUGCCGCACCAGGCUGUACAUGCUGGCCAUCGCUAG